Molecule: messenger RNA, 903 nt
Organism: Lindgomyces ingoldianus
Lineage: Eukaryota; Fungi; Ascomycota; Dothideomycetes; Pleosporales; Lindgomycetaceae
Exons: 2
Coding region: 56-835 (259 amino acids)
Source: RefSeq, a predicted model, not a curated record
GUCCCUUCUCUUGUCUUUAACUGUUCCUAAAUUUCUUACUCCAUCACUCGCUAACAUGAACUCGGCGCCAUCACUCAGGCCCUCUUUCAAGACCGAGCGCUCUGCUACUAAACCCUUCAGAGCCACGGCGCCGGUCACUCAUCAUGAGGCAACUCAUCAACUCCCGUCGCUUAAGGUGGUGCUCGGUGGACAUACAGCCACGUCCUCAGUCUAUUCCUCAAGUCCUCCAGCUUCUUGCGUCUACCUCGGAACGCCAAAUUCUACGCCGCUGCGGCCAGACGUACCCCGGAACCAAUAUUCUGCUUCUAACUCUGGAUCUUCAUCUUCCGCGCACUCUCCAACCUUGAAUUCUCCACCUUCACCUCCACAACCGCAUCAAGAUUCCACUCCGCAUUUUUCCUUUGCUUGCGAUCGAAGUCUGGACUUUCCACCACAUACAUUUAGAAAGACAACACCCUCCCGUCGUAAAGCCUCUAGUUCUAGAUCUGGAUCUGGAUAUGGAUCUAAAGAAGCUUCCCGAAAAAGGGCGGCCACCAUGGCGAAAUGUCGUAUGGAUGAGAGUGCGUGUAGGUCGGCACUACAAGACGCUCUGCUGGAAGCAAAUCCCAACAUCCCUGAACUUGCGGGAUGGACGAGACUCAAGGCAAAUAAUAUAAACGCGUCGAAAACCACGAAGCCUCCCACGUUCAAUAAAAUGGAUAUUUUUCAGACGGGCACGAAGGUUAUUCGGCAGGAUAACGUGAUUUUGGGGAGGAUGUUGAGGUGUCUGGAGGAAGUGGGACAUACGGAGAUGGUGGAGGAGUUGAGGGAGGCGAUUGCGAAUCGUGGGUGUUGAGCAGCUUCAUUGUUGAAUGGUGGAUGAAGAAUCGGGGUCAUGAAUUAGGGUGGGACAGUAUAGCGUUG